CAUCCCCAUCCUCCAUCCCCGCCCCGGUGCAGCGAGGCGGCGGGAGCGGCGGGGCAUGCCCCGUCCGCGCAACGCAGGAACGGCCCCGCGUUCCCCCCCCAUUCCGCGGCCGGCGGAGGAGGAGGAGGAGGCGGCGGAGCUGCCGCAGGGCUCGCCGGCCCCGCAGGCGAGGCGCGGCCGCGCCGCGCGGGGUAUGAAAUUGCGCCGGCAGCGGAGCGGGGCGGGCGGCCCCGGUGGUGGUGGCGGCGGCGGCGGUGUCUCCUCGGCGGGGCCGUAGCUCGGCGCUUUCUCCUCGUCAGAGCCCCUCCGCUCCCCGCCGCGGCGAGGCCGGGGCCGCGCUGGGGCUCCGUGCGGCGGCGUGGGAUGCGGGCGCAGCGGCUGGCACCUGCCGGCCGGUUCCACUAGCCCCUGCGGGCGACCCGGCGGCGGCUGGCGGUGCCCCUCGGGAAGUUUGAUGGCUUCUUUGAGGAGAGUCAAAGUCCUGCUGGUGUUAAACUUGAUCGCGGUGGCUGGCUUUGUCCUCUUCCUGGCCAAGUGCAGACCCAUCACAGCCAAGAGCGGCGACUCCUUCCAUGACAUCCAUCCCAGGGCAGAAGUGGCCAACUUGACAGCCCACGGCAUCAGCUCCAUCCAGGAUGCGGUGCUGAAGAGACUCUCCCUCCUAGAAGAUAUAGUCUACAGGCAGCUGAACGGUCUGUCCAAGUCACUCGGUCUCAUUGAAGGCUAUGGUGGACGUGGUAAAGGUGGGCUUCCAGCCACCCUGUCCCCUGAGGAGGAGGAGAAGGCAAAGGGACCACAUGAGAAAUAUGGCUACAACUCCUACCUCAGUGAGAAAAUUUCACUGGAUCGUUCCAUACCAGAUUAUCGUCCAACCAAGUGCAAAGAGCUGAAAUAUGGCAAGGACCUACCCCAGAUCUCCAUCAUCUUCAUCUUCGUGAACGAAGCGCUCUCCGUUAUCCUGCGAUCGGUGCACAGCGCGGUUAACCAUACGCCAGCUCACCUCCUGAAGGAGAUUAUCCUUGUGGACGACAACAGCGAUGAAGAGGAACUGAAGGCGCCGCUAGAAGAAUACGUCAAUAAACGCUACCCAGGGCUCGUGAAGGUGGUGCGCAACCAGAAGAGGGAAGGCCUUAUCCGAGCUCGUAUUGAAGGCUGGAAAGCUGCCACUGGCCAGAUCACCGGAUUUUUUGAUGCCCAUGUGGAGUUCACUGCCGGCUGGGCUGAGCCGGUACUUUCACGAAUUCAGGAAAAUCGGAGAAGGGUGAUUCUUCCCUCCAUAGACAACAUCAAGCAGGACAACUUCGAGGUGCAGCGUUACGAGAACUCUGCCCACGGGUACAGCUGGGAGCUGUGGUGCAUGUACAUCAGCCCCCCCAAGGACUGGUGGGAUGCCGGAGACCCCUCCCUGCCCAUCAGGACGCCGGCGAUGAUCGGUUGCUCAUUCGUUGUGCACAGAAAGUUCUUUGGAGAGAUUGGGCUUCUCGAUCCGGGGAUGGACGUGUACGGAGGGGAGAACAUAGAGCUCGGCAUCAAGGUGUGGCUGUGCGGCGGCAGCAUGGAGGUCCUGCCCUGCUCCAGGGUGGCUCACAUCGAGCGCAAGAAGAAGCCCUACAACAACAACAUCGGUUUCUACACCAAGCGCAAUGCUCUGCGGGUGGCCGAGGUGUGGAUGGACGACUACAAAUCGCACGUCUACAUCGCGUGGAACCUGCCGCUGGAGAACCCGGGUAUAGACAUCGGGGAUGUUUCUGAGAGAAAAGCGCUGAGGAAGAGCUUGAAGUGUAAAAAUUUCCAGUGGUACCUGGACCACGUUUAUCCGGAAAUGAGAAGAUACAACAACACCAUCGCUUAUGGCGAGCUUCGAAACAACAAGGCGAAAGACGUCUGCCUUGACCAGGGCCCGCAGGAGAACCACACAGCAAUAUUGUACCCGUGCCACGGCUGGGGACCGCAGCUGGCUCGCUACACCAAGGAGGGCUUCCUUCAUCUCGGCGCCCUCGGCACCACGACUCUCCUACCCGAUACCCGCUGCCUGGUGGAUAACGUGAAAAGCCGCUUCCCUCAGCUCCUCGAUUGCGAGAAGGUCAAGAGCAGCCUCCAUAAGCGCUGGAAUUUCAUACAGAACGGUGCCAUCCUGAACAAGGGAACGGGACGAUGCUUGGAAGUGGAGAACAGGGGAAUGGCUGGCAUCGAUCUGAUUCUUCGCAGCUGCACAGGACAAAGGUGGACAAUUAAAAAUUUCAUCAAGUAAAGGGUAGAAGAGUCAGAGGAGUUUGACUCGAAACACGGCUGACUUGGACUGAUGUGACUGGACUCCUUCGGAAAGGACGAAAUAUCAAAACAGAGCUUUAUUCAUGUUAUUAGGAGAGGACAUGGGGGAAAUGGGCAUUUGUGUCUUUUUACUUUUCUGUAUAUUAGUCUCCCACAGCUGAUUCCAACUGUGUGAAAUUGGGUCAGAACUGCUAUUUUCUUCUGGCGAGCACUCUAAAAGGUACCACUUAUUUCUGCUGGAAUGACUGUAAUAAGCUCAUGCAGACUUGGGAGCAUUUUACUGGCAGGGAAUUGUUGCUUUCCCAGACGACUCCAAGCUCUCCCAAAGGGCCAGGUAGGUUUGCCCCGUGAUCGGAGUCGAGAGAUCCUGGAUGUACCAGCCUGGCAAGCAUGAAAACGUACGUGCUUGCGAGAGGAAAAGGUUGCCAAGCCCCGAAUGAGCUAAGUUUGAAAGAUGCGGCGUCCAGCAGCCCUUUUCUUGAGUCUGGGAGAGGUAAAGCUCCCUCUGGUAGCUCCCAUGGAUCUUUCCAGCCCUUAAUCACAGAUGUCAUCAAACAAAAUCCUAUUGAAAAAAGCCACACUGAUCUCCCAUUGUGCACAGGCAGCUGUUGGCCGGGCCAGCCCCGGGCAGCACCAGUCCCUCCCAUGGAGACUCCAAAUGGGUUCCUUUUGGAAAAGACCUUGGGCGUCCACCUGUCUGUUUGGGCAGUUGCCAGCCCUUUUGGGUGUCAGUCCGACUCACGCAUGGGGAGUAAGGCUAGUGGGAUGUUUCCUGCCCCUUGGGAGCCUGGGAAGCUGCAGAUCCACCUUGCCUUCCCAGUGGGGCCAUUGGCCUGGCACCGUCCUCUUGGAGACCCACCUUUACCCUAUUUUUGCUCUUUUCUUGUAGAAGCGAGGAUGGAUGCGCUGGUGUGCGCAACAGCUGGGAGCUGGUAAUGCGAGAGAAGGUCCCGCCUGGGCUUCCCUCCCAUGGAGGCUAUAGGGUUUGGUUUUAAGGCAUCCUUGCUCCGAAUGAAGAUAUCAGUAAUGGUAGUCUCUGUAACUUUGUAGUGGUGUUCUCUUCCGGAGGCUCGAGCGCACCUGUCCUGCCUGGUCGGUGUGUGAUUGUGGUCAAGGCCCACCACAAACAGCACACGUUUCUGCGGUCCUUCAUGGGCGAUGGUGAAGUGAGGAAGGGAGAGGGAGGGCAAGAGACCAAUAAAUGGCAGUUUGGCUGAAAUUCUUGACCUUGAAGUCACUUGAGGCUAUUAAUAUGGUGGGGAGAUCUCACCGGCUUUUCUUGGCCCACACCUACCAAAUCUACCCAGCUGUCAUGGGAGACCACUGGUUUGGGGUCCUGAUGUCUGGAGAAGGGAAAUGUGGUCUCUCAGAGUUGCUUUACAUGGAUGCCAGACUAAUGGGUGGAUACGGGCUUUGCUUGGUGGAGAGGAGAAGCCAGCCCAUCUCCUGUCCUUCUCACGGAAUAAAACUCUCUCUGGUUGCCCUCUGGCUAGGGUGCACUAAAAUAUAUUAAUAUAUGAGAUGUACAUGUAAAUAUGUUUCCCAAAGACGGGAUGUGCACAGAGUUGUUUGCUGCAGAGCACUCAUGCCUGUCUUCCAUUUGCAUCAGGAUGAAGCUACCUGGAUGUUUUAAUGAGUUUAAUUUUCCAAUGCCACGCAGCAGCUUUAUAACUGAUGUUUUAGUAAUUUAUUGAACAGAAGCCGAUAUAUUUCAUUGUUCCUUCUACAGCAAUGAGCGUCACAUAGGACUGGUUGUUCAUUUAGGCUUGACGAGACUUCCUCAUCCAUUGGGGUUGUCUCUGAUUUUUUUUUUCCCUUGCCUUCCUUAAUGAAGUAAAACCUCUUAGUUGUCCUGAAUUGCAAAGUAGGGAGUCAAUGUAGAAUUUUGCUCUCUUAUUCGCUGUUGCAUCAUCUCUUGUGUAAUAAAUUUUAGCACUUACAAAACCAA
Messenger RNA from Chroicocephalus ridibundus (black-headed gull), 4219 nucleotides. RefSeq names its product polypeptide N-acetylgalactosaminyltransferase 17 (gene GALNT17). Bases 455 to 2251 code for a protein of 598 amino acids. Gene Ontology annotation, cellular component: Golgi apparatus. Gene Ontology annotation, biological process: protein O-linked glycosylation. The transcript has 11 exons. The record is from RefSeq and is a predicted model, not a curated record. Gene Ontology annotation, molecular function: polypeptide N-acetylgalactosaminyltransferase activity. NCBI's taxonomy places the organism in Eukaryota, Metazoa, Chordata, Aves, Charadriiformes, Laridae.